Molecule: messenger RNA, 3150 nt
Organism: Oncorhynchus tshawytscha (Chinook salmon)
Lineage: Eukaryota; Metazoa; Chordata; Actinopteri; Salmoniformes; Salmonidae
Product: UTP--glucose-1-phosphate uridylyltransferase
Exons: 11
Coding region: 895-2373 (492 amino acids)
Biological process (GO): glycogen metabolic process; UDP-alpha-D-glucose metabolic process
Cellular component (GO): cytoplasm
Molecular function (GO): UTP:glucose-1-phosphate uridylyltransferase activity
Source: RefSeq, a predicted model, not a curated record
ACAGUGCAGCAUCUAUUAUAAAGUAUUUAGUAAAACAAAUAUUAAGAUUAGCCGGAGGGAGUGUGAUCCAUAAAUGUUAAAUUAUAUAUAGUUUACACCCAGAAUGUCCUAUAUCAGAUUUUCCUUGACUUGCAUUGCUUUGUCACCUGUAGUUUAAAAAAAAAUGUGGUCCUUCCGUUUGAGUCGUAAGGACUUAUGUACUUCAAUUCAAUCGGAACAUUAUUUAAAAUUACUUUUGAGGGACCAUGUUCGUAAGCAUUCUGUAACUGAAAUUUUUACUUACGUUCCAUGUUAAUAGUCUAGUUUCUAACCCAAAUACCCGUAGGCCUAACUCCGGGAUGGGAAACUCCAGGCCGGAGUGGGGUUCCCCCCCCUAGCCAACACAGCGGAUAACUUUAUUUGCGUUUCAAACUGAAGAUGAUUAUUGGAGUCCGGUGUUUUAGCUGGGGGGAAAAGUAUGACACUAAUCAGGCCUCGAGUUGCCCAGGCCUCUAGCUAUGAACCCUUUAGUAUGAAUGUGUUCAUUGACGUGGCAUCAAUGUCGUGGUUCUGGUAUUUGGGGUUCAGGAACGUCGUGAAAAACUGCAUUUUCAUUGGCCACAGCAUUCGGAUACAAGCUUUUCAUUGGUCCUAGUUUUGGAAUGGCAUUUCUAUAUAUCGUUUUGAUCAAAUUAAUCUAUUAUAGUGUUUUUGUGUGAACUAAUUACUAAAAUAUCUGCCCAAUAUUCAAUACAGUGUGUUGCAUGUCAUUUUAAUAUAAACUCCCAAGGGGACAUUAGUUGCGCUAAUUUCACCGCGGUUGUGUCCAUAUUUGGACAAGCCUAUCGCACGAUUUUCCUGUCGCCAACAUCCUACAAGCCAAACAGUCUCAGUAAGGGUGUGCCUAACGGAGGGAUGGCCCAGUUUCAGGAGGAGAUGAGGCAGCAGCUGGAGACCUCCAUGCACGCAGAGCUGGAGAAACUACUGGACACUGCCACGGGGGUCGACAAGGAGGUCUCCAAGAAGGACUUUGAUGGAUUCAAGAAGCUGUUCCACAGGUUUCUGCAGGUGGAGGGGCCAUCGGUGGACUGGCCCAAGAUACACAGACCUCCAGAAGACUCAAUCCAGCCCUAUGAUAAGAUAGCAGCGCUGCCCCUGCCGGACAGCCUGGCAGACAGUCUCAACAAGCUGGUGGUCGUCAAGUUGAAUGGAGGCCUGGGGACCAGCAUGGGCUGUAAAGGCCCCAAGAGCCUCAUCAGCGUCCGCAACGAGAACACUUUCCUGGACCUCACCGUGCAGCAGAUAGAGCACUUGAACAAGAAGUACAACACAGACGUUCCUCUGGUCCUGAUGAACUCCUUCAACACCGAUGAAGACACCAAGAAGAUCCUUCAGAAAUACACACACCACCGUGUCAAGAUACACACCUUCAACCAGAGCAGGUACCCCCGUAUUAAUAAAGAGUCCCUCCUGCCUGUGGCCACAGACAUUGGUAUGACGGGUGAGAACGCUGAUGUGUGGUACCCUCCUGGCCACGGGGACAUCUACGCCAGCUUCUACAACUCUGGUCUGCUGGAUCAGCUCAUCACAGAGGGCAAGGAGUACAUCUUUGUGUCUAACAUUGAUAACCUGGGUGCUACGGUGGACCUGAACAUCCUGCAUCACCUGGUGAGCCAGCCCAAUGGGAAACGCUGUGAGUUCAUCAUGGAGGUCACCGACAAGACCCGCGCUGACGUCAAGGGCGGUACUCUUAUUCAGUAUGAUAACAAGCUGCGUCUGCUGGAGAUAGCCCAGGUCCCCAAGGCCCAUGUAGAUGAGUUCAAAUCAGUCACCAAGUUUAAGAUCUUCAACACCAACAACCUGUGGAUCUCUCUGGGCGCCAUCAAGAGGCUACAGGAGCAGAACGCCAUGGACAUGGAAAUCAUCGUUAACCCCAAGACACUGGACGGCGGUCAGAACGUGAUCCAGCUGGAGACGGCGGUGGGCGCGGCCAUCAAGAGCUUCGACAACGCCCUGGGCAUCAACGUGCCGCGAUCCCGCUUCCUGCCCGUCAAGACCGUCUCCGACCUCCUAUUGGUCAUGUCCAACCUCUACAGCCUGGAGGCGGGCUCUCUCACCAUGAGCCAGAAGAGAGAGUUCCCUACCACGCCCCACGUCAAGCUGGGCAGCUCCUUUACUAAGGUCCAGGAAUACCAGACGCGAUUCGAGAGCAUCCCUGAUAUGCUGGAGCUGGAUCACCUGACUGUGUCCGGUGACGUCACGUUUGGAAAACAAGUUUCUCUCAAGGGAACGGUCAUCAUCAUAGCCAAUCACGGAGAUCGUAUCGACAUCCCGGCUGGAACGAUACUGGAGAACAAGAUUGUGUCGGGCAACCUUCGCAUCCUGGACCACUGAAGCCUUUAACUACUCCUCCAGCACCACAUCCACCACCAUCAUGUGACAAAGCCAGACACAUCCACCACCAUCAUGUGACCAAGCCAGACACAUCCACCACCAUCAUGUGACCAGACACAUUCACCCCAAUCAUGUGACCGAGGCAGACUUGAUCCAGACUCCUUUAAAUAAACUCCUUAGAGAGGGGUGUCAUACCCAACAGAUUGUGAUGUGAUAUCCAAGCUAUACUAUACCUGUAGUAUUUCAGCUCCCUGCCCAUUAGAUUCCCUUACUGGAUGAGAAUCGUGAUAGAAGUCAUAUGGAUGUGAUGUCAAUGGGAGAUUCAAUAUCUACAGUACAUGUCAGUACAGUCUUAGACUGGGAUUCAAUAUCUACUGUACAUGUCAGUACAGUCUUAGACUGGGAGUCAAUAUCUACUGUACAUGUCAGUACAGUCUUAGACUGGGAGUCAAUAUCUACUGUACAUGUCAGUACAGUCUUAGACUGGGAUUCAAUAUCUACUGUAAAUGUCAGUACAGUCUUAGUCUGGGAUUCAAUCUGAUCGGGGAUUUGGACAAUGCACCAUUUAAAGGUAACUCCUGAUUGAGCCGACAGAUACAGUGUUUACCGUGGAUGUAGUGACCAUGAACGUGGGACAUUGCCUUUAAAACAUGCAUUCCAGACAAAGCGGGAUCGGAUUGCAUCCCGGCCCUAAUUCACCAUUCAAUAUUAUAUAAUGUCCACAACAAUAUCGAAGGAAUACCAGUCAACAAUAUUAUGAAAUACUUGUCAUUGUUA